This is a messenger RNA of Prorocentrum cordatum, 906 nucleotides long. Lineage: Eukaryota; Dinophyceae; Prorocentrales; Prorocentraceae. The record is from the annotation of a GenBank genome assembly.
AUGGAGCACGACGCGCUGAUGGAGCUCGAGGCGCGCCUGCCGCUGGCGAUGGGAGGCGCGUUCAAGUGGCCGAUCGCGAGGCCAGACCGCCUGGUGCAGCGGUGCGUGGAGGCAUCGCCAGCGCUGCAGCGAAUGUUCGCCCAGACCAUCAGCGCGCCAGUUCGGCCGUGGAGACUGGUUCUGGCACGCGACGAAGUGACGCCAGGGGCCGUCCUACGCCCGUGCAACAGGCGGAAGUUCGCGGCGUUCUACUUCUCCCUUUUGGAACUGGGGGGCGCCGCCCUUCGACGCGACUGCCGCUGGCUUCCGGUUGCCAUUCUCCGGAGUUUGAACUUGGGGCGCAUCGCUGGGGGCCCGUCCUGCGCCCUUCGAAUGCUGCUUCGCCAUCUGCUCAUCGAGCCAGGCAAUCUCGUGCAGGGUGGGAUUCGCCCUUGCCUGAAGUGCGUCAACGUGUUGGGUAAAUGUUGCGACUGCGCUGGUGGGCAGUUGGUGCGCAUUGACUGCAUAGAUGCCACAAAAUUCAUCCCGAACGCUGAUGACAACGUCUGGCGCGUGCACGACACGCUGGCAGGCGUGCAGGGAGUUGCGCACAAGGCAGCGAGAGAUCGGAAGGAGAAGUCUCUCGGGGUGAACUUUGUGCAGGAGGGGGUACUGGCCGACCUGGACCUCAGACGCUGCGUCGGCCCUGUGUCGUCGUGCCGUUUCGAUUGGAUGCGCACGCACCUUUGCAAUGGCAUCGCCUCUCAAGAAGUGUUCGAGUUCAUGUCAGCGUGCAAGUCCACCGACCAGCUGAGCGACAUAUACCCUAUGUUGGAGUCAUAUUUAAAAGCUGGCUGGUCGUUUCCGCUGCAGCACAAAGACAAACGCGUGGAUGCGCACGCGGUCUUUUGCAAGUGCAAGGAAAAG